UCCCCCCUGAUUUGGGUUGUUGUCCUUGGAUCUCUAGAACCCCUUUUCAACCCAUUUCCCCUCACUGGUCAUUCCCUUGCGAUCAGUGUUUCUUCAACACCGCAGUCCUGUCAUACAAAACCGGGAAAAGACAUCACAAUAUGAAGAUAUUCAAAAUAAAAUGUGUCACGCUAUAGAUAUCUUAUCAGCUCUACUGUGCAAAUAUCUGAACUUGUUAUGACUUUGGCUCUUAUGUUAGAAACUUUGAUGUAAACCAGCAAGAUACUGGCAGUCAGUGUUGCAGAAAAAGUCCAAAGUCCAAAGUUUUUCUUUUACUACUUGCUUUCUGACUGUCAAACAUUGACUUCUUUUCUAGUGUGAAUCUGAAGUAACAUGGAGCAGCUCAACGAUCACCUCUGCAGGUACAAAAACUACAACUUCCCCGUCGGUGUCAUCACUGCCGAGUACCUGGAUUCUCUUCAGAGCUUUGAAGUACGAGACUCUGACAUUUUCCUGGUCACUUAUCCAAAGUCUGGCACGAUAUGGGCUCAGCAGGUCAUCAUCUCCAUCUGCGAGCUAAGUGGCGGCCUGAAUGAAUAUCCAAACAACUUUGAGCAGAUGCCGUGGCUGGAAUACCCGGAGGGUCGUCCAGAUUACACUCUGAGACCCUCUCCACGACUCUUUGCCUCUCACCUCACCCCGGGUCUAAUGCCUCCAGGCCUGAAAAACAAGAAGGCAAAGAUGAUCUACGUGAUGAGGAACCCAAAGGACAACAUCGUCUCCUAUUAUCACUUCAGCAAAGCUGCCGCUGACCUGGAGACUCCUGAGACUCCUGAGAAGUACAUGAAGGGCAACGUUGGAGGAUCAUCAUGGUUUGACCACAUCAGGGAGUGGCAUUCAAAGAAAGACGAGUAUGACAUCCUCUUCCUGACCUACGAGGACAUGAUUUUGUACCUGAAGGGGGCAGUAACCAAGAUCUGUAGCUUCUUAGGGAGAACCCUCAGUGACGACGCCAUCGAUCAAGUCGUAGAAAAAUCCACAUUCAAGAAGAUGAUGAAGGACUCAAAGGCAAAUUACGAGUUUCUGCCAAAGGAGAGGAUGAGUGCGAGCUUAAUGCGCAAAGGUCAGAUCGGUGACUGGAUGAACUUCUUCACCACUACUCAGAGUGAAAGAGUCAAUCAGCUGGUUCAGGAGAAACUGGGUGAUCUGUCUCUGAAGAUCAUCUAUGAAUGAACCAUGACAACUUUAUGAUGUGUAUGUUCUUAUUCCUGUGAAGAUCCUAAAGUUCACUAACGACUGAUUAACGCCCUGAUGGUUUCCUGUUGAAGUUCUACUAAAGUUGAUGCUGUGAAUGAAUAUAAAUAAAAAUGCUGUCUUUA
This is a messenger RNA of Solea senegalensis (Senegalese sole), 1358 nucleotides long. It is a transcript of the gene sult3st1, whose product is annotated as sulfotransferase family 3, cytosolic sulfotransferase 1. Gene Ontology annotation, molecular function: sulfotransferase activity. The record is from RefSeq and is a predicted model, not a curated record. Lineage: Eukaryota; Metazoa; Chordata; Actinopteri; Pleuronectiformes; Soleidae. Gene Ontology annotation, cellular component: cytoplasm. Gene Ontology annotation, biological process: sulfation.